AGUCUGAAAAUCUGGCUAAGUGUUUGUCUCAAAGAUACAUUAAGACAACCGAGAGAAUGAAAGUGGAAAGUGAGAGCUUUGCAAGUCUCCAGGCAGAGCUGAAUGUCAGUGAUGAGGACAUUCAGCAGUGGGUCAGUGAUGUCCAGCAGUGGGCCACAGUAUCAAGUGCAAAUGAUGACUCUGGACUUGAGGGCAGUAUUCGAGGCCUUUAUGUGAGCAUAAAGUUGAGAAAACAUGAUCUGUACCAUCAGACAGAUAGCAACAAGAGAAGGCACAAAAUAAGGAGGAGAAUUCAUGAAGACAAGUCAACCUUGGCAGCUGCCAUUAAGGACUUCAAUGAACAGUCAGUCCACCAGCUUCCUUCCGUGGAUGAGCUGCUCUCAGCUGAUAAUUUCCAAUGGCCAUGGGAAUGCCCUGACACUAGUAACAGCAACCUCUCAACCAAGAAGAUGGUCUUUGACCGGUUCAUGUUGCUUUCCCGACUGAAGGAGGAGGAGCAGAUCCUAGUGACGGAGGUCAAGCAACACUGGCAAUCACUGAAGGAAGCUGAAUGUUCCUUGAGGGAUCUCUCAACUCAAAUUCAAAAUAACAACAGUGACUUUGAGAUAUCAGAGGAGAGCUCCAAUGGACUACUGUGCCUUCUAAAGAGGAAAUUGGAAGACCUUCAGCUUCUGCAAAAAAAUGCUAGGAUGUUAUACCGACAAUGUGUUCUGGGACAGGCAUCAGACAACAUUCUGUUUGAUAACAUUUACAAUGAAGAAACUGAGGCAGUAAACUCCAGCUCUGGUGAAACAAGCAGUAAUGAGGACUAAACCUGAGCAUGUAGAGUAGACAGAUGCUGAAGAACUAUUUUUAUAAGCAAAAAUGAAAAUGUUUAAGCUUAUAUGAAACACUUCAUAUUAACGUACAAUCUAUUUAAUAUGUCUCUGGCCUAAUGAAAUUAGAAUUAAGGUUCAGCAGUACAGGUUUUGACUAUAUUUUUGAAUCUUUGAGCGUGUGUGUAUUUACGACAGCAUUAUUAUAUUAGUACAUUUGUUUGCAGUGUGUACUUUUAUCUAACAUUGACAGAAAGUGUGUGUGUGUGUGUG
This is a messenger RNA of Pimephales promelas (fathead minnow), 1088 nucleotides long. The record is from RefSeq and is a predicted model, not a curated record. Lineage: Eukaryota; Metazoa; Chordata; Actinopteri; Cypriniformes; Leuciscidae.